Molecule: messenger RNA, 3023 nt
Organism: Engraulis encrasicolus (European anchovy)
Lineage: Eukaryota; Metazoa; Chordata; Actinopteri; Clupeiformes; Engraulidae
Gene: dtna
Product: dystrobrevin, alpha
Exons: 22
Coding region: 172-2325 (717 amino acids)
Biological process (GO): synaptic signaling
Cellular component (GO): plasma membrane; synapse
Molecular function (GO): zinc ion binding
Source: RefSeq, a predicted model, not a curated record
CUCGCGCAAGCCGAAUUGGCUUACCGCGGGCAUAAACAAAUCACUUGUUUUGUAUCUGCUAUUGGCAAUGGUUUAAAUAGUGGAACAAAUGCGCUGUAAUAGCAAGUUUGGAUCCUGACACUACGAUUUCUGGGUGUUAACAAAAUUCCCUGACAUGCAUCGAAAGCUUGAAUGACUGAGGAGUGUGGAGCGAGGAGGAGUGGAAACAUGGCAGACAGGAGACAGCUGUUUGCUGAGAUGCGGGCACAAGAGUUUGACUCCAUCAGGUUAUCAACCUACAGGACGGCUUGCAAACUCAGAUUCAUCCAGAAGAAAUGCAACUUACACUUGGUUGACAUCUGGAAUGUCAUUGAGGCUUUCAGGGAGAACGGUCUCAACACCAUGGAGCUCAACACAGAGUUCACUGUGGCUCGUUUAGAAGCAAUACUGUCCGCCAUCUUCUACCAGCUUAACAAGCGAAUGCCCUCCACCCACCAGAUCAGCGUGGAGCAGUCUAUAAACCUGCUAUUGAACUUUCUGAUGGCUACUUAUGACCCGGAAGGCCUCGGGAAGAUCUCUGUCUUUGUUGUGAAGAUGGCUCUUGCAACAAUAUGUGGGGGAAAGAUUCUGGACAAAUUGAGAUAUGUUUUUUCACAGAUCUCUGACAAUACGGGUAUAAUGAUCUACUCCCAGUUUGACCAGUUUUUAAGUGAAGUGCUCAAAUUACCCGCAACUGUUUUCGAGGGACCCUCCUUUGGCUACACAGAACAAACUACAAGAACUUGCUUUCCACAACAGAAGCUGGUGUCACUGAACGCCUUCCUGGACACCCUGAUGUCAGAUCCACCUCCUCAGUGUCUGGUCUGGCUGCCUCUGAUGCAUCGCCUGGCUAAUGUUGAAAACGUCUUUCACCCGGUCGAGUGCUCCUACUGCCACAGCGAGAGCAUGAUGGGCUUUCGCUACCGAUGCCAGCGAUGUCAUAAUUACCAGCUCUGUCAGGACUGCUUCUGGAGGGGGCAUGCCAGUGGUUCCCAUAGCAACCAGCACCAAAUGAAGGAGUAUACGUCAUGGAAAUCUCCUGCUAAGAAGUUUUCGAGUGCCCUUAGCAAGUCACUGAGUUGUGCUUCCACGCGGGAGCCCUUGCACCCUAUGUUUCCGGACGUGCCUGAGAAACCGCUUAACCUCGCCCACAUAGUGCCUCCCAGACCAAUGAACAGCAUGAGUGACUUAAUGUUGUCUCAUUCGAUGCCCUCAGCAGGACUCCCCCUUUCCAAUAAAAUAGUUCCUUAUGCAGAAAAUGAUGGAAUUACACAUGAAGUUUUGACUAAGACCUCAAAUCUUUUGCCAGGGACAGGGUUAAGCUACAGCCCUGAUUUUGCAGAUAAACUUACAGAUGAGCACAUACACAUUGGGCUGUAUGUCAGUCUACUGAAAAACAACCAGACAUGUCUUCUGGAGAACAACAGCAAUAACCAAGAGGAGGAACACGGUCUCAUUGCCCGCUAUGCAUCUCGACUGGCCACGAAUGGUGGAACGCCAAUGCAACCAUCUAGGAUGCCCUCACCAGACAUCUCCUUCUCUUUGGAUGCCAAUAAGCAGCAGAGGCAGCUCAUAGCUGAGCUGGAAAACAAGAACAGGGAGAUCCUGCAGGAGAUUCAGCGUCUCCGGCAGCAGCAUGCGCAGGCCUCAAUCCUGCCACCAGACAAGGGCCAGCAGAACCCCACCCUCCUGGCAGAGCUACGACUGCUCAGGCAGCGGAAGGACGAGUUGGAGCAGAGGAUGUCCGCCCUGCAGGAGAGUCGCAGGGAGCUUAUGGUGCAGCUGGAGCAGCUCAUGAUGCUGCUGAAGACGCAGGGCCCAGGCCCCUCCCCCCGCUCUUCCCCGAGCCACACAGCGAGCCGUCCCAUCCCCAUGCCAACGCAGGCCAGCUCGGCAGGCACCACACCCACCCAGACCCCUCAGGACUCUCUGAUGGGGGUGGGUGGGGACGUGCAGGAGGCCUUUGCCCAGGGCCCCAGAAGGAAUCUGAGAAAUGACCUUCUAAUUGCUGCAGAUUCCAUCACCAAUACCAUGUCAUCUUUGGUCAAAGAACUAAACUCAGAGGCUGGGGGUGAGGCUGAGAGUAACACAGAAGCAGAGGGGUGCCUGCAAUUUGAGGACCCUGUCACCUCUCCAUCGUCAGAGGUCUACCUCACUCAGCUCAGCACCAGAAAACCAGGGCACAUUGACACUGACACCUACGAGAAUGACUUGGUUCAGGAACUGGAGAGUGAGCUGAAGAUGGAGGAGUUCCUGAAACAGAGACGGGAUGCAGAAAAGGCCUACAUGGUAACAUUACAAGAGUGAAUACACUGAAGCAAGACUUGCAGACCUCGCGGGAAGCACAUGACUGAGGACCAGGCCCAGGCCUACUGCAAAGACAUAGAGGACUGAGUUCUAACAUUGCUAAAUAAUUAGAAUUUGAAUAUAUAUAUAUAUACAGGUACAUAUAUAUGUCUCUGUGAAUAAAUAUAUAUAUGAUAUAUAAAUAUAUAUUUUUAAAAUCAAAAUCAAAAUAUUUAAGUAAAUACUGAGCAGAACUGGAAAUUUUAACAUUGAAGCUGUCUACUACACCGCUGGUGCCAUACAAUCAAAUGACAUGGAUAUUAUUUGUUGUUGAUGUUGAUGUUCUUGUCACUGUUUCUGUAUGUUUUUAUAUGCUUGGGUCUGUAUGUUUUACAUAGGCCUACCUUAUUGUGAAGCGAUUAUUUCUGUUGUUUUUCGGUGUCCUUUCGAGCGGCAGACGUCACCUUUACUUCUUGUGAGCUAAUUGAUAUUUAUUGAAAACAAAAGAGUUUGACUACUUACUACAAAGUUCUCCUCUGGAGCAAAAGUUUAAUCUGCCGUCUCCACCAUGGCGCCACCUAUCAGAAUUUCUGAGAGCAAACAAAUCUGUUGAAGCUGUUUGCUUGUCGCAAUUAUAUUUUAGUCAAAUUAGUAUGAUAGAAAUUUAAUCAUUUUUGUGUUUGUUCACCAGUCACUGAUAUAAUAAAUGCUUUUCAUCA